CACACGACCACGUCGAAUUGGACCACCCAUGGCCACCUGGUGGGUCCUGGCCGCCUGUGCUGCUCAAUCCUUGGCUCGCACUCCGAGCUUCGGGAAUGACUGGCCGCUGCGGCAGGUAUGCAGCAAUGUGGGGCAAGUGAAGUGGCGAGAGCUCUCGGCUUCUCUUUGGGAUCAGGUGCGGCGCAGCGAUGUGGGGCAGCCGCUGCGUCGCUCUGAGGUGCUGGCCCUCGCGGCGCGGUCCGCUGAGGUGAACGACCGCUUUGGCUUCGGCCACCAGCUCGAGGAGGUCUGCUGGAUAGGACUCCUGACUCUUCAGUUCUGGGAGCUCGUGAUGAAGUUCCCGCUGCUGCACACCGCAGAUCUCCAGGGUGAGUGGGCGCUGCUGUCGAGCGCGGACUGGUCCCUGGUUUUGCUGACGGACUUUCCAAUCUUUGGACUACUGCGCCAAGUCCAAGCGUCGGUGAACUCCUGCGAGGCGUCGACACAACGCCCCGCGGAACGCCUGGUCAGUGGUGGUCCCCGCCGAUGUCCCUUGCCGCGAUGCGACCUACUGGAUGACGAUGUGGAGGAUCAGCAACACUAUUUGGAUGCUCUCGUGAACUCCGCCCUUGCGGACGAGGCGCUCUACCUGAUGAGGAGCUCGAGUCUUCCCCGAUGCCCGCUGGGGCAAGCGGCCAACACGCUGGCGCUGGCGUUGGUGGAGGUCUCCCGCUGGGGUGGCCGCUCCGCUUGGCCCAAGCUGGCCCAUUUGGUGUCUAGUGCACAGCAGCAGGUGACGAAGUAUUUGGAGGAGCUUCCGAACUUCCCUGCGCGACAGGACGACCUGGGGCCCACCGACCGCUUCAGCGAGCUGUUGUCCUCGCGUUGGGAGUUGGUUGGUUUGCUCCAUGCACUGCAGGUGCGCUUGCACAGAUCCACCGAUCUGCAUCGUUCUCGACCUUUGCCGUGGCUGGUUUCAGAGGCACCUGCUGGCACGGCAGUGCUGCAGGAUGCUGAGAGCCUGCUCGGGGGCUUUGUGCGCUACUUGCUGGCAGAGCUCCGAUCCGAGUUCUGGGGCGCGGGCGAUGGGGUGGAGAACCUGGUUCGACACGCGCUGCCAGCAGGCCGUGGCCAAGGAGAACGUGUCUUUGUGGACAUCGGAGCCUUCUGCCAUGCACAUGAGUGCCUGAGCCGACAGCUCUUAAGCGAGGUGGCCAGGGAUCAACAUGGCCGCAUCCAAGUCUUUGCCUUCGAGCCGAACCGGCGAAACUUCCUUCGCACUCAGGCCCAACUCACGCGCUUGCCACGCCGCUGGCAACGGCACUUGCACCUGCGCCGGGCGGCUGCAGGGAACCACAGCAGUGAGGCCUGGCUCCAUGGCUCCGGCCCCAAGGCCUCCCUGAAGGUGCAGUGCUGUGAUUCCUGGCACGCUGUGAUUCACCUGUCAGGCAGGUGCAUACGGUGGUCUUCUUUGGCGCCAACUGGGCGAGGGCCGCGUGCAGAGCUCCAGCGACGAACACACGGAGCGGGUCCCAGUGAAGCCCUUAAGCGCUCUGCUGCAGGUCUCUUCGAUCGAGCUGCUGAAGAUCGACGUGGAGGGAAGUGAGUUGGAGGUGUUGGAGGGCGCCUGGCCGCUGAUCGUCCAAGAGCGGGUGACCAGCAUCAUCUUGGAAUACUCCCAUUUCUGGGCAGAUGCCAAGCUAAAGCGCCUGGCCAAAGAUCUGUCCGUCGUGGGCUAUGAUGGAUACUUCCUGGGGACCAAAUGCUUUUUGCCCAUCAGUGGCCCUCAGAUGGAGUGGUGGCACGACCUCUACGAGAUCUGUGCACAGCCACACGCACGCAGCUGAACUGCAAGCAUGGCUCAUCUGGGGCCACAGUGACCAACAAACAGGCCUAGGUGGCACCAUCCUUCUUAGUGGGCCUC
Messenger RNA from Durusdinium trenchii, 1903 nucleotides. Lineage: Eukaryota; Dinophyceae; Suessiales; Symbiodiniaceae. The record is from the annotation of a GenBank genome assembly.